CCAACAUGGUGGCGAACAGGACGCUUUAAUCUGGUAACAAGAAGCGAUUUUCACCGGGGAAACAUCGAGAGUUUUUAAUCUACAUUUCACAAAACAUUGCACGUCGUUUUGCCAUUCAGUUCUCUCUGUGUGACUGAAGCAGCAGGAUGGCGGGGAAAUCCAACGAACGCUUCAAAACAGGAGACCUCGUAUUCGCCAAGAUGAAGGGCUUCCCUCACUGGCCGGCCAGGGUCCAUAAUCCAGAACACGGAUGCAAGAAGCGAGUCCUGGUCUACUUUUUCGGAACCCACCAGAUAGGAAGUCUCGUGCCAGAAAACGUUGUUCCUUAUGUCGGAAACAAGAUGAAGUACGGCACUGGUGUUCGCAUCAAAGGCUUCUCUGAGGGGAUGUGGGAGAUCCAGAACACGCCCGGAAUUGGGAGCAAACUCAAAAUGCCCGCAAAGUCCAGCACACAGACUCCUGCAAAAACUACACCUGCAAAAGUAACUCCUACUGCCAGUAACACUACACGUGCUAAAAAAGCUACCAGUAAAGCGACUCCGCCUAAAACUCCUUCAAAGCCCAGUGGUAAGAAAGAAACGGCGUCUGCUGAUAAAACUCCUCUCAGAGCUUCGUCAAGAGGGGCUCCAGAUAAAACCCCAGACUCUAAACAAACCCCUGCAAAGACACCGACGGUCAAAGAAGCGGCGGCAGGACCGGCCGUAAGUACAAGAAACACUAGGUCAGGGGGAAGUCUGAUAGGACCGCCUCUUCCGCUCCCAGAAUUCAGGAGACCGAAGAACUCAGAGUCAAAGUCUGCAGAUAAAAGUAAAAUAAGUAAGAAUGAUGGAGUGCAGAAAGUCCAAGAGAAGAAGGAACCUGAAGAAAUAAAGGAGAAGUUGUCAGAGAGUCAAGGAGUGAAGAGGAAGAGGGAAGAAGAGAAGGAGGCAGAAAGUGAAGGAGGAAACGAAACAACAGCAGAGGGAAAAGCAUCAACGAAAAAGAAGAAAGAAAACGUAGACAAAGACAAGGAAACGAAGGAGGAUGAAAAGAAGGAAGAAGAGAUGAAGAAACCGCCUACGGAUGGAGAAGGUAUGAGGACGAGGAGGUCGGAGAAGGAGGAGCAGAGGAAAACCAAGCAGGACUUUUCAGGAGGUGAAGAGGAGAACAGGGUGAUGAAGAGGAACAGGGUGGAGAGGAAAAGCAGGCAGGAGGAUGUGGGAGAAGAGGAAGAGGAGGCAAUGAAGAACAUGGACGAAGAGGAGAGGGAGGGAGGAGACGGACUUGUGGACGAGGAGAGACAACGCCUGGCUGCAAAGAGGGAGAGUCUGUUAAAAUCUCUGCGAGGUCUGUUAACAACAACUGGAGGAGUGAAGAGGAGGGAGAGUGUGAAGAGCGCUCAGACAGCUGGGGAUGAAGCAAAGAAAAAGAAGACGGAGUCCACAUCAACGGAUAAGAAGAGCAUCAAAGAAUCAGCUGUGACUAAGGUGGUCUCCAAGAGGACAGGAAGUGAAGGUUCAUCCAGAAAAAGCAGAACACUGGAGGAGAAGGACGAUAGAAACACCUCACAGACAAAACCGGCAGAGGUCAACCCGAAAGACAGCAACAAACAGGGAAAGAAACUAGACAGGGACGAUGAAAUCAAGGAAAAGAAAAGUGAUGACACGAAGCCGCCGAAGGAAGAGAGGAGUAUUAUCGGAAAAAUCGUCAAAGCGCCAGGAGCCAAGGUUCAGGUGAAGACGAUGGGAGGACCGUCGACCACCGAGGAGGACAAGAAGAGAACGGACCAGAAAAGUUCAGAAAAGGCCAACGAGGCGGAAGGAGAGGGAAGAAAAGACGGCAAGAGGAGGUCGGAAAGAUCGGCAAAAGAGGCGGAUGGGAAGGGAAAAGGGGAUGAGGAAAGACAGAAAAAGAGAAGAGAGGACGGAGAGAAGAAGGCAGAAGAUAAACUGGAAGGGAAGUCACAGGAGGACAAAGUGACGACAAGAGACCAGAAGAGGAAGGAUGGAAAGAAUGAAACGUCAGAGAAGGAAGUGAAAACGACAGCAGACAAAGUGACGACAGGAGAGCAGAGAAAGAAGGAUGGAAAGAGUGAAACGCACGAGAAAAAGGAUGAGAAAAUUACAGAACAAACUGAAAAAGUAACAACUAGAGAGCAGAAGAGAAAGGAUGGAAAGAGUGAAAUACAGGAGAAGAAAGAUGACAAGACUACAGCAGAACAAACGGAAAAAGUAACAAGAGAGCAAAGAAAGAAGGAUGGAAAGAAUGAAGCGCAUGAGAAAAAGGAUGAGAAAACGACGGCAGAACAAACUGUGAAAGUAACAACUAGAGAGCAGAGGAGGAAAGAUGGACAGAGAAAAAUGCAGGAGAUGAAAGACGAAGAAGUGAAGACGAGAGAACAGAAGAAAGACGGAAAGAAUGAAAUGGAGGAAGAGGAGGAUGUCAAAACUAGAACGAUGAAGAACGACAAAGAACCAGAAACUCCACAGACGUCGCAGGUAAAGACGACGAACAUCAGCGCAGAAGAAGAAGAAAGAAAAGCGAAAGGUAACGAAGAAGCGGAGCAGAAGAAGACUCUGGGUAUGACGCUGACCGACUCCACUCUGCACAGAAUCCACGGGGACAUUCGGAUUUCCCUCAAGAGCGACAACCCAGACAUAAGUAAGUGUAUCUUGGCGCUGGAUCAGCUCAGUAUGGUUUAUGUGACGUCUCAACAUGUCCAGAGGCACAGUGAACUCGUCGCCACUUUGAGGAAGCUGCGUUUUUACCGGGCCAACCAGGCCAUCAUGCACAAGGCCUCGAUGCUCUACAACCGCUUCAAAAACGCCUUCCUGCUCGGAGAGGGGGAGGAGGUGGUGAGCGCCGCCUUCCUGCGCUCGCUGCUGGAGGAGAAGGAGAGGGAGGAGGCUCAGCGGGUGGAGCGCUGCCGGGACAGGAGGGAGGAGCUUCUACAGGAAGUGAAGAAGAGAAUGGACCAGGUGAAGGAGAGGAAGAGGGAGGAAGAGGAGGAGGAGACGCUCAGAAAAGCAGCUUCAUUGGAUUGUCACUGACAGAUGCUAAAUUCAACUGGGACCGAACCAACUCCGCACAGAUGGGCGUGUCUCGAAUUGAAGCCCCGCCCCUUCUCAUGGACGGUUGAAUGUUUUGAACUGUGUGUUCUCCCUGUUACUGCUGUAUUUAUGUUGUCAUUUUACUUGCAUUACUAUAUAUAACACAGAGUUACUGUCUCACUUGAAUGUACCAGGAAAGUGUUUAUCCCAGCCACAGCUUUAUUUCUACAUUUUAAGCUUUUAGGCUCCUUUGUGGGUUUUGAAAGUUGUCCCUUUUCACUUUUCAGCCUAAGUUUAAUGGAGUAUUUUGACACUUUUUCACUGUUAUUUUUGGCUCCAUCCAUAGUCACCACAUUUGCACCAUUUGAUGCUGCUGUUGUUAUGGCAACGACAUUCUAAGAAGUCGUCCCAUGUUAGAAAAGUGUUUUGGCUCUUUUUGGGUUUUUUGGUCAUUAUGUGCAUUAAACAGGUGAGAUUAUUUUUGUUUAUUUAACCUGCUUCUAGUCUUUAUGCUAAGCUAAGUUAACUAUUAAAAUGCAGAGACAAAUUAAAUUCCAUCACAUUAGCAUUAAAUUUGAUCUACCUCUGCCAGCUGUUAUGGUCGCUUUUUAUUUAUUUUAUUUUUUAUCUGAUGUUAACUCAUAUUCCGACCGGUACGCGAGGUAACAGGGCUGAUGGGAAUUGUAGUCAAAUAUGCUGAAAUUUAGUUCACUGAAGUAUUAAACCCUUUACUGUCACAGCAACAUUUUUUUUAAAUAGAUUUUUUAUUUUGUAUUUUCACAACAUUUUUUAUAUUCUUUUGUAACCUUGUGCAGAUGUUUCAUCUGUUUUUAAGUUACAUGUAAAUAUGUGCAUUUGGUUUGCAGAAAUCUUUAAGUAAAAUGACUGUUUUACAAGCCUUA
Molecule: messenger RNA, 3931 nt
Organism: Sphaeramia orbicularis (orbiculate cardinalfish)
Lineage: Eukaryota; Metazoa; Chordata; Actinopteri; Kurtiformes; Apogonidae
Gene: psip1b
Product: PC4 and SFRS1 interacting protein 1b
Exons: 11
Coding region: 147-3029 (960 amino acids)
Source: RefSeq, a predicted model, not a curated record